AUGCUCGGAAUAGGGAAUGCAUUUCGAAGCAAGUUGUUUGGACGUGCAGCAGUAGCAGCAGCAUCUAAUCAUGCAACACGUCGCUAUAUAUGUCACAAUCGAUUCAUGCGAAGAGUAUCCAUCAUUGGUGCUGGUGGUGUUGGUUCAACGAUAGCUGCAAUGACCAUGUCAAAAAACGUGGCUGAUGAAAUACUGCUUGUUGAUGCCAUGGAAGAUUUUCUCAAAGGUCAAGUACUUGAUUUGAGUGAUGCCAACAUCAACAAUGGAACCAAAGUCCGUAGUGCCACUUGGAAGGAGGCUGGCCAAGCGGAUGUCAUUGUCAUCACCGCUGGAGCGAAACAGCGUUCAGGAGAAUCCCGUCAAGAGCUAGUGGAUCGUAACUAUGAAAUUUUGAAGCAAGUGAUUGGAGAAAUGCAACCAAUUCAAAAGGAUGCCGUUAUGCUUCUUGUAUCAAAUCCUGUCGAUGUACUUACAGCAAUUGCACAAAAGCUUGCGGGUCUACCCAAAAACAGGGUGUUUGGAUCGGGAACCUUUCUCGACUCCUCAAGGCUAAAUGUUUAUUUGUCUGACAAGCUCAAUAUAUCUCCAUCAUCCAUCUCUGCCUAUGUUUUGGGUGAACAUGGCGAUUCGCAAUUCAUUGCUUGGGAAAGCGCCUCUGUGGCUGGACGACCCUUGCUAUCAUUUCCUGAAAUCCAAGCUCUCGAUAAAGAAAGCAUUCGGAAGCAAGUCUCUAACAAGGCGAUGGACAUUAUCCGGUAUAAAGGAUCCACAUUCUACGGCAUUGGUGCAUGUGCAACAUCAUUGUGUGAAAGCAUUCUACGUAAUACCCUUGAGAUUCGACCUGUCUCAGUGCAUGUGGACAACCUUGACACUGUGCUAUCAGUGCCAGCCAAGAUUGGUGCUGGUGGUGCUGAAGAAGUGUUUCCUAUUCCUCUCAGUGAUGAUGAACAACAAAAGUUACUAGAAAGUGCACAAACUGUAAAAGAGGUAGCGAGGAAAUAUCUCUUGUGA
Messenger RNA from Lichtheimia ornata, 1011 nucleotides. Its product is annotated as L-lactate dehydrogenase. NCBI's taxonomy places the organism in Eukaryota, Fungi, Mucoromycota, Mucoromycetes, Mucorales, Lichtheimiaceae. Gene Ontology annotation, biological process: carboxylic acid metabolic process. Bases 1 to 1011 code for a protein of 336 amino acids. Gene Ontology annotation, cellular component: cytoplasm. Gene Ontology annotation, molecular function: L-lactate dehydrogenase (NAD+) activity. The record is from RefSeq and is a predicted model, not a curated record. The transcript is spliced from 3 exons.